AUGAUAGAGAAUAAAUCGUCACAAAAUAAAGUUAUUCCUACUGAUAAAUGGAAUUCACUUGUAGAUAGUACUAAUGAACAUACAGAAAGCCAAUGGAAAGGUUUAAAUCAAGUACAACGCGUAAAACAUGUUCUAUUCUUAAUUGGAAAACUGAUCGGUUUAUUACUUUUGCUUUAUAUUUUUGUUUGUUCACUUGACAUAAUGAGUUCAGCUUUUCGACUUGUUGGAGGCAAAAUAACUGGAAAAGCAUUCACAGAAGGUGCUGUUCUUUCGAAUCCUAUUGCUGGUCUUGUGUUAGGAUUAUUAGCAACAGUUAUUGUACAAAGUUCAUCAACAUCAACGUCAAUUGUUGUUUCAAUGGUUUCAUCUUCGAUUCUACCUGUUAAAAGAGCGAUUCCAAUAAUUAUGGGUGCUAAUAUUGGUACAUCUGUAACAAAUACGAUUGUUGCAUUAACACAAUCCAAUCGAAAAGAAGAAUUUCGUCGAGCUUUUGCUGGUGCUACUGUUCAUGAUAUGUUCAAUUGGAUGACAGUCAUCAUUUUACUACCAUUAGAAAUUGUAUCAGGUUUAUUGUUUCAUAUAACGGAAGCAAUUACUCGAUCGAGUAGUCUUGAACGAAAAGCUAAUUCAAAUCCACAAUUUUUAAAUGUACUUACAAAACCAUUAACACAUCGAAUAAUUCAAUUAGAUGAAAAAGUCAUUCAAGAUAUAGCUCUUGGAUCAGUUAAACCUCAUGGUUCACUUAUUAAACGUUAUUGUUCAUAUCAGAAUAUAACAAAUCAGAAUGGAACAUCAAUUUUAUUACCAGAAAAACAUUGUGAAUUUAUAUUUUCAAAAAUUUCAUGGCCUGAUUGGGGUCUUGGUCUUCUUCUUCUUCUUUUUUCAAUAAUUGCUCUUUGUACAUGUCUUAUUUUACUUGUUAAAAUUCUUCAAUCAAUGCUCAAAGGAACAAUUAGUACAAUAAUACAUAAAACAGUUAAUGCUGAUUUUCCUGGUAUUUUUCAUCAUUUAACACCAUAUUUAGCUAUUGGAGUUGGUUGUAUAUUUACAAUACUUGUUCAAAGUAGUUCAAUAUUUACAUCUACAUUGACACCACUUGUUGGUCUUGGAAUAAUAUCUAUUGAACGAAUGUAUCCAUUUACAUUAGGAUCAAAUAUUGGUACAACAAUUACAGGUAUUAUGGCAGCAUUAACAGCAACAACAGCUCAAGAGCUUCGUAAUUCAUUACAAAUUGCUUUAUGUCAUACAUUUUUUAAUGUACUCGGAAUUAUAAUUUGGUUUCCAAUACCAAUAAUGCGUAAUGUACCAAUAGCAUUAGCUAAAAAAUUAGGUGACACAACAGCCAAUUAUCGAUGGUUUGCUAUUGUUUAUAUAGUAGCAUCAUUUUUUAUUAUUCCAUUAAUAAUUUUUGCUAUUUCUCUUGCUGGACUGUAUGUCUUUAUUGGUAUAUUUGGUCCAAUAUUAUUGAUUAUUAUACUUGUUAUUAUUAUUAAUUUUCUUCAAGUACGUGCACCAAAUAUUUUACCGCAUCAAUUACAAACAUGGUCAUGGUUACCAAGACCAUUUCAUACAUUAGCUUGGUACGAUGAACAUUGUUUUCGCAAUCAAAAACAAUUAAUAUCUUCUAAGGCAAAUGAGUUACCAAUAGUAACCAAUCAAACUAUUGAAAAUAACGAUGGUCAUAAGAAUAAAGCAUUUAAUGAUCAUGAUGAUAUUGACAAAUUAUCUGGAAUCAGUACUUAUCUCUAA
Messenger RNA from Rotaria sordida, 1749 nucleotides. The record is from the annotation of a GenBank genome assembly. NCBI's taxonomy places the organism in Eukaryota, Metazoa, Rotifera, Eurotatoria, Philodinida, Philodinidae.